AUGUCGCGUAACUCGAGACUAUUCACUCACUUGCUUUGCACAACCCAUAUAUGCACACACUCCCACCGGACAACAGGCCAGUGCGCCGCAUCCUCGUUGCACAGAUUGAAUUUGGCGUGGCUGUUCAACACAUUGUUACUCGCUCCAUUGUUGAGGGUUGCAUCGAUAGCAAGAACCGUUGAAUUCUGCUGCCAGCCUAACGACACGGCGAUUGAGCCGUUCGAUUGA
Messenger RNA from Pochonia chlamydosporia 170, 228 nucleotides. RefSeq lists its product as hypothetical. Bases 1 to 228 code for a protein of 75 amino acids. The record is from RefSeq and is a predicted model, not a curated record. Lineage: Eukaryota; Fungi; Ascomycota; Sordariomycetes; Hypocreales; Clavicipitaceae. The transcript has a single exon.